GCUGCGGGCGGAAAGAGGGAGGGGGCCAAUCCUCCGCCCUGGCCUGGCCACGGGGCCAGCCGGCCCGCCGCGACACAGGCGCCAGCCACAAGCGGGAGCUGGGAGCUGGAGCCAAGUACUGAGGGCUGGGGAGCCAGGCCUGGUUCCCACCAUGAGUGCAGAGCUUAAUGUGCCCAUGGAUCCCUCCACCCCUGCCUGCCCUGAGCCCGGCCACAAGGGCAUGGAUUACCGCGACUGGGUCCGGCGCAGCUACCUGGAACUGGUCACCUCCAACCACCAUUCGGUGCAGGCGCUGUCCUGGAGGAAGCUGUACCUGAGCAGGGCCAAGCUGAAAGCCUCCAGCAGGACCUCCGCCCUCCUCUCUGGCUUCGCCAUGGUAGCCAUGGUGGAGGUGCAACUGGAGACACAGUACCAGUACCCGCAGCCCCUGCUCAUCGCCUUCAGUGCCUGCACCACGGUGCUGGUGGCCGUGCACCUGUUCGCUCUGCUCAUCAGCACAUGCAUCCUGCCCAACGUGGAAGCCGUGAGCAACAUCCACAACCUCAACUCCAUCAGCGAGUCACCGCACGAGCGCAUGCACCCCUACAUCGAGCUUGCCUGGGGCUUCUCAACCGUGCUGGGCAUCCUGCUCUUCCUGGCUGAGGUGGUACUGCUCUGCUGGAUCAAGUUCCUCCCCGUGGAUGCCAGGGGCCAGCCAGGCUCCCACAGCCACACAGGCUGGCAGGCCGCGCUGGUAUCCACCAUCAUCAUGGUACCCGUGGGUCUCAUCUUUGUGGUCUUCACUAUCCACUUCUACCGCUCGCUGGUGCGGCACAAGACCGAGCGCCACAACCGUGAGAUCGAGGAGCUGCAUAAGCUCAAGGUGCAGCUGGAUGGGCACGAGAGGAGCCUGCAGGUGGUGUGAGGCCUGUCCAGGAUGGCACAGUUUGCAGGAGAGUGACCCUCAGGCGGUGUUAGCCACCGUGCCGCCGACAGGAGUAGCCAGGGGGCUGCCAGGCAAACCCUGGCUUCAUGAGAACCACCACAGCAUCGUAAGCGCCACAGUGGGCUUGCUGAGCAGACUGCACAGAUGCUGCCCUGAUUCUUCCAUACUCCUCGGAUGCAUGAGGGUCUAAAGGGGUGAGGAUACAACCAUCUUAUCACACAGGCCAGAGGAGGAAACAGGGUCACGUGGCCCUGGGGACUUACUUCCUGGAUCAGGGACAAGCUGAAAACACCUUGUCCUGGGAAAGGGGUCCCACCACACCAGAGGUCACAGUAAAUCUCAGACAUCUGGGCCUUGUGAUUGGCAGCCCAGCUAGAGGACUGGGGUUCAGUCAGUAGCUUGUGUAGUGUGCAGGAAGCUCUGGGUUCGCACCCCAGCACCACGUAGCCGGGUGUGGUCAUCCCAGCUGCAGGGAAGUGGAGGAGGAGGACCAGGAGCUCGAAGUCGUCCUCUGCUACAUGGUGAGUUUGAGGCUGUGUGAGAUGCUGUCAGAGGCGUGCACAUGCAUACAUGUGAGCACGCACACACACAAAGGCAUGCACAUGCAUACAUGUGAGCGCGCGCGUGCGCACACACACAGAGCAGGCUGCUGGAGAGGGCAGAGAUGAGCCCAAGGCUGGCACAAGGGUAACAUGGCUUGCAAUGACACACAGGGAAAUGGAGACUGAUCUAUGUAUGGUUCAGCUUGGUGCUUUCCUCCAGCUCUGGAGAGUAUCACGAGGUGUCCAGGAUCCUGGGGCACGCACAGCUCAUCAAGGGUAACACAUACCGUUAUUGGAAUCCGGGUUGCCUGGUCAUAGAGGCUUGGCAGGGUUGAGGAAAAAUGUCCUAGAGUCCACCACCAGCGGCUCACUGAAGUCAGAGAUGGUGACACACACCCCACACACAGCAGGCUCUCCCACCUCCUAGUCACAGAACGGGCCUGAACCGGCCAGCUCUGUGGACUCCGUCAACACAGUGAGCAGCAGCUGGGUGAUGGUGGCGCACGCCUUUAAUCCCAGCACUUGGGAGGCAGAGGCAGGCGGAUCUCUGUGAGUUCGAGACCAGCCUGGUCUACAAGAGCUAGUUCCAAGACAGACUCCAAAACCACAGAGAAACCCUGUCUCGAAAAACCAAAAAAAAAAAACAAAAAACAAAAAAAAACACAGUGAGCAGCAUCUCAGAGACUGGGCAGCUCAGCUCCCUUGCUGCCUGUGGUCCCUAGACACUGAGAGGAUAAACUGAAGGGGUUUCCUGUUUCAGCACAGCAGUUUGCCUGGUCUGGCCUGUGGGUGGGGCAGGGGCCUGCGCCAGCCUAACAUGAGCGGAUAUUCCUUGUGAUAGCCCAGUUAACUGCAGAGAAGAACAGAACUCCACACUGCUGUGGCCCUGCCAGGACUCUCAGUGCAGGUCCCUGCCCCCAUGUUUGCACAGCUGUGCAUGAAUUUGGCAUUGUCACUACAGGCAUCUGGCGACCCAGCUGGUGUUGUCCAUGUCCUGCGGUACAGCACCAGCUUGCGUGGGAACUGCUGGGACACCCUGUUUACCCACGUCUGCAGCAUCACCCGGACUGGGCUCCUGCAAGGAGUCUAUAUUUGGUGCUGUGGGAGCCUGGAGACCCGCCUGGGGUUUCUGGAAAUGGGUCACACUGUUGAGCAUAGGCUUCCGCACACAGAGGGCCUGGGGGAGCCUCUCUGAGAAUCUUCCUGUAAACUGUGACAUCUUUGGGGAACUAGGACACCAUGUCCUGUCCUUCAAAGCUGUGUCCUUCAACACCCUCCACCUCUGCAGACAUGUCUUGAGACCCUUGAGGUCUUGCAUCUCUGCUUUCCUGGGGUCUUUGGGAAGGGCAGCUUAGUUUGAUUUGUUUUGCUGAAGAAUGCUAGUCAUGAACAGGCGCGAUGGCUCAGUGGGUAAAGGCACUUGCCACCAAGCCUGGAGACCUGAGUUCACUCUCCAUCCUCGGAACUACACACAAAUAAGUAUAGUAAGGAGAAUAAUUUACAAUUAGAAUCACUGUAAGAUGGCACAUGAGUCCCAACAGGGAAGACAAGAUGAUCUUUUGGAAUGAGCAGCUCCCACUGCUGGGCACCUCUUGGACCACCAUGUUGAAGGCUGAGGAUGUCGCUCAGUGGGUGGUCUGUUUGCCUGGCAUAACAAAGCCCUGGGUCCGAUAUCUAGUGCCACAUAAACCAAACAUGGACAUGGCAGGACGCAUCUGCAAUCCCUGUAUUCAGGAGGUACAGGCUGGAGGAUUGAUGGGGAGUUCAAGGUCAUAAUGAGGUCAAGGUCAGCCUGGGCUGGUCAGAGUUUGUAUGGGGGGUGCUGAGCAGACCAGAGUUCAAUUCCCAGCAUCCACAUAGGGCAGCUCACAACUGCCUGAAACUCUGGCCUCUGCAGGCACCCACGUGUAUACACACAUACACAUACAAAAUGAAAAGGUAGUUCCUGUGGACAUUGGACCCGUCCUUCCCACCCACUUUCUGAGAGCAUCUGGUGCUCACGGCAGUGUAGAUCUCCUGUGGUCCCUCAUGCUGUCCCUUCCUGUCUUCUCAGUCUUCCAGUGCCGGGGCAGGGGACAGCCGUCUGUGUGUGAACAGUGGCAGAAGUCAGCAGCGCAGGCUGAAGGCGAGACAUUCACUUUCUGGAGGCAUAACCUGUUUUCAGACAUUGCUCUAACCACAGUGGGCCCCCUGGGGCCUGCACAGGCUUGCCCUAAUUUCGUCUGUCCAAGAUGCAGCCCUUCCUAGUGCUCAAGGGACCGGUGUCCUCAGACACACCAAGGCCCUUCCCAACAUGGCAUACGGUCUCCCGGUACCCUUGACCACAAAGUCUCCAAAAUCCAAGCAUUUCCAUUUAAGAAACUUCAAAGGCAGAUUGUGAUUAGCGUCUUCCGGAAAGGUCUACUGAGAACAAGCUACAGGAGCCCAGAGAGCCCAAGACUUCCUCUGUGCCACCAUUUCUACAGGACACUGUAGGUAAAGCCUGCCCUGUGUGUGGAGUUUUUAGCAGUUGCCCUGGAUUGAACUGAAUAAAUUGAUACCGCUUU
Chionomys nivalis (European snow vole) is the source of this 4013-nucleotide messenger RNA. It is a transcript of the gene Orai2, whose product is annotated as ORAI calcium release-activated calcium modulator 2. Gene Ontology annotation, cellular component: membrane. The record is from RefSeq and is a predicted model, not a curated record. The transcript is spliced from 3 exons. NCBI's taxonomy places the organism in Eukaryota, Metazoa, Chordata, Mammalia, Rodentia, Cricetidae. The coding region runs from base 152 to 904 and encodes 250 amino acids. Gene Ontology annotation, molecular function: store-operated calcium channel activity. Gene Ontology annotation, biological process: store-operated calcium entry.